This is a messenger RNA of Ilex paraguariensis (yerba mate), 843 nucleotides long. NCBI's taxonomy places the organism in Eukaryota, Viridiplantae, Streptophyta, Magnoliopsida, Aquifoliales, Aquifoliaceae. The record is from the annotation of a GenBank genome assembly.
AUGAUCGUUUCUAAGGCGUUCAUGGCUGCUUACCCAGCUCAUAACUUCAAUACAGAUGCUGUUUUGUCCACUCAGCCACAAGGAGAUUUUGUUUGGCGGAUUGUACUGAUGUUCGGAGCAGUUCCAGCGGCUUUAACCUACUACUGGCGGAUGAAGAUGCCGGAAACCGCUAGAUACACCGCCUUGGUCGCCGGAAACCACAAGAAGGCAGCUGCGGAUAUGGCAAAAGUCCUCGAAAAAGACAUACUUGUAGAAGAAUCAAAUUCUAAGCUUCCGAUGGAGUCAACUUCAUAUGGAUUAUUUCGAAAGAAUUCAAGGAUAUUUAUCCUGCAAUUGGAUUCGUACAUAAAGCCUCAAACCAUGAACGCCAUUGAAGAGGUUUUCCACAUCUCCAAAGCAAUGUUCUUAGUCGCACUCUUCGCAACAGUCCCUGGGUACUGGUUCACUGUGUUCCUAAUCGAUCGAAUCGGCCGGUUCGUAAUCCAGCUCGGUGGAUUCCUCCUAAUGUCCAUUUUCAUGCUGGUUCUUGGAGUCAAAUACGAAGCUUUCAGAGGCAAACCGUGUGCGGACACUAAGCACAAAGAUUCGUUGAACGAUUUUGUGACGAAUUAUACUCAAAAAGCAGAAGGAAUCAAACGGGCAAUUAUAGCACUUUCUGUGGUGAAUUUGCUCGGAUUCUUAUUUACUUUCCUGGUGCCGGAGACGAAUGGCCGGUCGCUCGAAGAAAUUUCCGGCGAGGAUAAGGAUCUUGGUGGUGGAAAUGGCGGUACGAGUGAAGCCAAUGGAAAUCACAAGGCACAUAACAAUGGAAUUGAAAUGGCGGCCGGGAGUGAUAUGGUUUAG